AUGCGGGGGUUCGUGCUGCGGGAAGCCGCCAAGCGCUUCCCCUGGCUGGCUAACGUGACGCUUUACGGCGGCCUGUUCGCCGGAGGCGACCUGGUGCACCAGCUGCUGGCGCACAAGGAGCGCCUAGACUGGACGCAUACGCGCAACGUGGCCGUGGUGGCGGUCACCUUCCACGGUAACUUCAACUACUUCUGGAUGAGGGCGCUGGAGCGACGCUUUCCCGGGAAGUCGGCUGGGAUGCUCUUCCGAAAGCUGCUUCUGGACCAGAGCUUCGCCUCGCCGUUGGCAACCAGUGUCUUUUACACGGGUGUGAGCUUCCUAGAGGGCAAAGAGGACAUUUUUGAAGACUGGCGGGAAAAGUUCUUCAACACAUGGAAGACUGGACUCAUGUACUGGCCUUUCAUGCAGCUGCUGAAUUUCGCCUUGCUGCCUCUGCACAUGCGCACGGCCUUCAUGGGCUGCUGCGCUUUCCUUUGGGCCACUUUUCUCUGUUUCUCCCGGCAAGAUGGCGACGGCACAGCUGGUGUGGCACUGGCCUUCGUCAUGGACCCCCGCAAGACUCUAGAGGAGAUGCGACAGGCCCGCCUGGCCAGGAAACGUGACCGAGGGACCCAUAAGGACAAAUAG
Molecule: messenger RNA, 627 nt
Organism: Nerophis lumbriciformis (worm pipefish)
Lineage: Eukaryota; Metazoa; Chordata; Actinopteri; Syngnathiformes; Syngnathidae
Source: RefSeq, a predicted model, not a curated record